CGGCAGGAAGAUUGGCAGACGAAAACGCCGUGAGCGGUAUCGGACACUCCUGAGACAGGCCAAGACUGCAAAGCGGUUGUAACGCCGGAUAAUGGGAAUAAUGGGAAAAAUAAUGUAGAAGUCCUAAGGAGAAACGAUGCAUAUGCAUAUAUCCUAAGGGAAACGCGGUUUGAACCCAUGAGGGUCAUGCUGUUAAGUCGUGUAUGUUGAUGACUGUACCACGGGACCGCUCGGUCGGGCUAAGCUCGACCCAUUCUUUUCUGUUUGGUCGAAAAUUCCGAAUCCGUCAGACGUGCAUAAGAUUCCGAGAAUUAUAAGUAUUACACAGCCAAAUAGUCAGGUAUGCCCGAGCUUGUAGGAGUCAACGUAUGUAACGAACAAACCUUCUGGGUGCCUCUUAUCAUUAUCUACAUUAGCUUCAUCUCUUAGUUCAAACCAUUUGAAUUCUUUGAAUUCCAUUAUCACAGGUGAGGGACCACUGACGAACCGUUAACUUCGUACCAUUUUGACCAGGUCCAGAUGAUGUAUCUUGUUUCUUCAGCGCUAACCUGCUGCAGGAGUGUACGAAAUAGCUCGUGGCCUCGCUUCUUAUUCGGAGCAGCUUGCUAUUUUAGUAAUCAUAAUGGAGUUAAAGACUUUCAAGGCAUAUUGCCAUUUCAAUGUGAGUCUACCACGCCGCCUGUUUAUGCAUGUGAGCUACCUAUGAAGAACGUUACGGACUUAAUCGAGGCCAAUAUUAACAAGGGAACAUGUAAAGUAUGCAGCAGAAUAAUAUGCUAGGUGUUGCCUUUAUGCACAUAAGUUCUAGUAAAGGAAGGUAGAUGGACACUUUUGAUAAAUAAAAUAAUUAUUAAAUCAUUGCAUUAUCCAAUUCGAAUGUGUGACUAAUACGGAUCUUAAGCUUAAGUAAUUUCCUGAAAUGAGUUGGAGCUCGGAGCAACCGCAGCUGCUUAUGCUAAACGUUUCAAUAAUGCCUUAGUUUCUGUAUUCUACGACUUAUUGAAAGCAUUGCUCACAAUAUCUACAUUUACGGCAGAGAAACCUGUAUAGGCGAACCGUACGAUCCAGUGACACUAAAUUUCAUUCAGUUGAAUAACUUACUACUGUUGUUAUUUUUCAUAGUUUUGCCAAUAGUGCUCUGUAACUUACCCAGAGUAGCUUGGCAACACGGACGGCCACCCUUUGUUUAUCUAUCUACACAUCGAAUAGCUUUACAGCGACUGGUUUGCAUUUCGAUACACGGUGUUGUAAACGGUCUGCGGUAUCUAUGCAAGCGCUGAUAUUCAACAAAUAACGCUGUCAUGUUGCUAUGGAUUCCGAUUUCGCUCGUUGCCAUCCAGUUGGAGAAUUCUCAUCAGACCGUACGUGGCCGGUAUGCUCGGUAAACGUUCUCAGUCUGGCGGGUGCAGCUCACCGAGUACGCAACAAUGACCGACGGCAUUAGGAGGACACGAAGCGUUCAGCUAAAGUAUCUUGCUACGCUGCACCAGAUCGGUAAACCGCUGGAGGAACCGAUCAUCGGUAGACACUUCAAGCUGCCGGAACGGCCACGGCCGGCUGAGCAUCCCGUUUUCGAUAUGUCACUGCUAUAUAUCCCAAUCUACUGUCACCUGGUGCUGCACCCACCGGAAGAGAUUGCCCGUCCUGCGACACCGGAGCUCAUUACACGGGCCCGUAUGGAGAAGACGCUGGAAAACUGGCUAGACUGAUAGUGGAUCUUUCCCAGCUUUCAAGGGGCAUGUAAGUGAAACAGUUUUCAACAUCUGUCACUGUGAUUUCGGGGUAUGCAUGGCCCAAUGUGAAUCGUUUGCAACUGAAAA
Anopheles arabiensis is the source of this 1820-nucleotide messenger RNA. RefSeq names its product WD repeat-containing protein on Y chromosome. The record is from RefSeq and is a predicted model, not a curated record. Lineage: Eukaryota; Metazoa; Arthropoda; Insecta; Diptera; Culicidae. The transcript is spliced from 2 exons. Bases 1428 to 1709 code for a protein of 93 amino acids.